AUGCGAAACCUUUUUGUUUUUGGAGGCUCGUCUCACCCCGAGUUGACGGAAAGUGUUUGUCGACGCCUUGGCAUUCCGGUGGGAAAGACGAAAUUGACGAAAUUCAGUAACAACGAAACCAGUGUGGAAAUCAAGGAAUCGGUCCGAGAUCACGAUGUCUACAUUAUUCAAUCCGGUUGCGGCCAUGUCAACGACAACCUUGUCGAACUUCUCAUCAUGAUCAAUGCUUGCAAAAUUGCUUCGGCCAAGCGUAUUAUUGCGGUCAUUCCUUAUUUCCCCUACAGUCGUCAGGCCGAUGUCCCUCACAAAGCUUCGGGGGCACCUCUUCCUCGUCUGCCGCCACCUACCGAGCCCGUCACUCCCAAAAUAACCACCGAACCGGUGGGCAACGUCCCUGAUUAUGUGUCAGCUCAGUUGGUGCGUCGCUUGGAAAAUCAAACCGAGAAAUCGCCCUACCGUGAGUGGCUUGCAAGAUCAGGCACUCUGGUGGCCGAUCUGUUGACGACUGCCGGGGCUGAUCAUAUCAUUACCAUGGAUCUCCAUGAUGCUCAGUUCCAAGGCUUCUUUGAUUGUCCUGUGGAUAAUCUUGCCAGUCGUCCGUGUAUCAUCAAGUACAUUCAAUUGCAGAUUCCCAAUUAUCAAGAUGCGGUGAUUGUGUCGCCUGAUGCGGGUGGUGCCAAACGUGCUACUUCAAUCGCCGAUCGUUUGCAGAUGGAUUUUGCUUUAAUUCACAAAGAAAGACGCAAAAUCUCGACGCAGCGUCAUGAAUUCAUGCUUGUGGGUGAUGUUCGCGGUCGAGACUGUAUUCUGGUAGACGAUAUCUGUGACACUUCUUACACCAUCACCAAAGCGGCUAAACUGUUGCGAGAAAACGGGGCCAAGAAAGUGUAUGCGAUUGUGAGUCACGCGCUCUUAUCUGCCAAUGCGAUGGAAAACAUCGAAAACAGCAUGAUUGAUGAAAUGGUGGUGAGCAAUUCUAUUCCACUUAAUCACACUCUCCGAAGCUCCAAAAUCAAGGUAUUCGAUGUGGCCCCCAUAUUUUCCGAAGCCAUUCGCCGCAUCCACUUUGGUGAAUCACUCUCCAUGUUAUUUGACGCAUCCCACGAACUCGUCUAA
This is a messenger RNA of Radiomyces spectabilis, 1116 nucleotides long. Its product is annotated as phosphoribosyltransferase-like protein. The transcript has 4 exons. Bases 1 to 1116 code for a protein of 371 amino acids. Gene Ontology annotation, biological process: purine nucleotide biosynthetic process; ribonucleoside monophosphate biosynthetic process; 5-phosphoribose 1-diphosphate biosynthetic process. Gene Ontology annotation, molecular function: magnesium ion binding; ribose phosphate diphosphokinase activity. Gene Ontology annotation, cellular component: cytoplasm; ribose phosphate diphosphokinase complex. The record is from RefSeq and is a predicted model, not a curated record. Lineage: Eukaryota; Fungi; Mucoromycota; Mucoromycetes; Mucorales; Radiomycetaceae.